Messenger RNA from Neomonachus schauinslandi (Hawaiian monk seal), 1179 nucleotides. RefSeq names its product MOB kinase activator 3C (gene MOB3C). NCBI's taxonomy places the organism in Eukaryota, Metazoa, Chordata, Mammalia, Carnivora, Phocidae. Gene Ontology annotation, biological process: positive regulation of protein phosphorylation; signal transduction. Gene Ontology annotation, cellular component: cytoplasm; nucleus. The coding region runs from base 51 to 701 and encodes 216 amino acids. The transcript is spliced from 3 exons. Gene Ontology annotation, molecular function: protein kinase activator activity. The record is from RefSeq and is a predicted model, not a curated record.
GGCAUCCACAGGUCCUGCCCCUGGACACCUGGCCCUCCGCCCAGCCGGCCAUGGCGCUGUGCCUGAAGCAGGUGUUCGCCAAGGACAAGACGUUCCGGCCUCGGAAGCGCUUCGAGCCAGGCACACAGCGCUUCGAGCUGUAUAAGAAGGCGCAAGCAUCGCUGAAGUCGGGCCUGGACCUGCGCAGCGUGGUGAGGCUGCCGCCGGGGGAGAACAUCGACGACUGGAUUGCCGUGCACGUGGUGGACUUCUUCAAUCGCAUCAACCUCAUCUACGGCACCAUGGCUGAGCGCUGCAGCGAGACCAGCUGCCCGGUCAUGGCCGGCGGGCCCCGCUAUGAGUACCGCUGGCAGGAUGAGCGCCGGUACCGGCGGCCCGCCAAGCUCUCGGCCCCGCACUACAUGGCCUUGCUCAUGGACUGGAUUGAGGGCCUCAUCAAUGACGAGGACGUCUUUCCCACUCGUGUUGGAGUUCCCUUCCCCAAGAACUUCCAGCAGGUCUGCACCAAGAUCCUGACUCGCCUCUUCCGGGUCUUCGUCCAUGUCUACAUCCACCACUUCGACAGCAUCCUCAGCAUGGGGGCUGAAGCACACGUCAACACCUGCUACAAACACUUCUACUACUUCAUCCGUGAGUUCAGCCUGGUGGACCAGCGGGAGCUGGAGCCGCUGAGGGAGAUGACAGAGCGGAUCUGUCACUGAGCCCAAGCCUAGAGUUGUUCCUGUCAGGUGGACCAUCUGAACACAGAGUGGCUGAGGAGAAGACCCUCAGGAAUCUGGUGGCAGAGGAACCUAAAGUCUCUGGGAUCCCUCCACACACACAAAGCCCCUGGACUUGUGGUUCUCAAGAGUCUGCCCACAUGCCCCCUGACUGCUUAUCAGUGGAGAAGGGGAGAGCUUAAAAGUGGGCAAACAGAAGGAAAGAAGGAGCUACAUCUUCACAUGAAGUCUAGGGUGGAAUAGGCUAGGUUUCUGCUCCAGUCCUUGACCCUUCCAUGGUGGUUCCCGUGCCCAUGUGGGGAAUGUGGAUAUGGCUGAGUGAUAGCGAGAAAGGUACAAGAGUGUAAGUAAGCUGUGUGUGAAAAAGCAGAGAUGACUCUGCGUGAGUGUGUGUGAGUGUGUGAUUUUCACUGUGGGGUGUGUCUGUAAGAGCUAGCUGCCUUAGACACUCCCUGGCACA